Molecule: messenger RNA, 3546 nt
Organism: Leptopilina boulardi
Lineage: Eukaryota; Metazoa; Arthropoda; Insecta; Hymenoptera; Figitidae
Product: protein grindelwald
Exons: 5
Coding region: 384-1082 (232 amino acids)
Source: RefSeq, a predicted model, not a curated record
UGACUCUUGGAAGGUGGGAGUCAAACCUGACCUGUAGGUUUACGUUUACAGCUCCGGGUAUUCCGGUGCUCCUUCGAUCGACAGUCUCGUAUAGAAAGUCGGUGAACGACCAUAACUACAAUUUUUUUUUUAAACAAUAAUAAUGUGACUAUUUGUGAAGUGCUUUUCAAAUGCCUCGAUGAUCAUGGAUCCACCCGAGGAUAUUCCCUUCGAAUACAGUUAAAAAAAAAAAAAUCAAAAAUGUGACACGAAUCAAUGUUUUUGAAAAUAAUUGAUUUGCACAAAAAAUAACUAUUUUUAGUUAUUUUUUUUUUUUAAUAUAAAAAAAAUCAAAAUAAAAAAAAAGAAAAUUUAUUUCUUUUUUUUUGAGAGAAAUUAAAAUCAUGUUUUUGUCUACAAUAUGUCUGUCUUUCCUGAUCUCUUUCACUUUUGCAACACUAAAUCCCGAUGGCUUGAAAUGUGGACAAAAGAAAUGUUCACCAUCGGAAUAUUGCAGUCCCUUUGACACACAAUGUCGGCCAUGUUCUGUUAUUUGUAAUUCAACAAGCCACAAUCAUCAACCGGAAUUGUGCACAAAGGACUGUCAAGAGUAUCUACACGACCAAAGAUACGUUCUUAGGACAGAUUUGAAAUUGGAAGGUGAACUGCGAGAGGAAAUUCAGAGGCAAAGGACACUACUCAAGAUAUCAUUGUCACUCACUUGCCUUUCCUUACUGGCAAUUAUUUACUUAUUAGCGAGAACGUUAAUUAAGUGGCAAAAAGUUAAAACCUUCCUUCAAAAGACUUUCAGGAAAAAGUGGCCGCAGAAAGUGAAAAAGCAUAGGAACAAGGUUCGCGAUGACGUGGAAAAUGGAACGAUUAAACAAAAUGGAUUAAAAUUAACAAUGCCAACGAUAAGUGGUAGUGUUGCAGCAUCGGAAAUUAUUAAUAAUGACGAUGGCACACCAAGUACAGCAAGUACUGAUUUAUCAAAAAAUAAUGCAUGUGAAGAUAAUGCAUUGGAUUAUGCUUAUGAUAAUUUAGCAAUGACACCAAGUCCCGAUACAUCACAAUCAAGAAAUAAAAGGGAAAGUUCUUUAUGAAAUUUACUUAAAAAGGUUCGUUUUCACGAGCCUUUUAUUAUUCGCAAAAAUCGAAAAAUCAUUCCAAUUUUAAAUAAAAGUACGACUGAUUUGAUAAUUAAUCAUCAAAAUCCCUCAACUUCUAAUAAAAUUGAAGAAUCGAAGAAUUAAUUUUUUUUUAAAUUCAGAUACAAUUUAGAAAAUUAGAAAAAAAUUUGCCAAGAAAAAAAAAUUCCAAAAUUGAAAUUUAAAAUUCUAAACAACUUUUUUUAUAAAAUUAUUCUUUUUUUUCUACAAUUUUUUGAUAUAAAAUUUUUAUUAAAUUUUCUAUAUACAGAAAAAAGAUUUUCAUAAAAACAAUUUUUACGAUUUGAUAUAUAAAGGUAUUUUAAUACGCGAUUUUUAAAAAAAAAAUUAGUCGUUACUAUUCAUCGCAGGAAUAUUGAAUAAUCAAUUUAUGUGCAUUGUAAAAUAUUUCAUUAAUUAUUAAUAUAAAUUAGUAUUAAAAGACAGAAUAUAUAUCAAAAAAAAAAAAAAAAUAGAGAUAGUAAACGUAUUCCGAAUUUUAAAAAGCUCAUAUUUACGUAUACAAUAAAAAAUAUUAACGGUUUACUAAAAUGAGAGCGUAUUUUCAAGGGAACCGUGCGGCUGUGUGACUUAAUAUUAUUUAUUUUAAUUCACUAUAAUAAUGAUAAUUCCUAUUAAAAAAAAAUCAAUAUAAAUAUAUUUGCAUCAAAAUAUUUAAAAAUUUAAUUUUUAUAACAAACAGAAUAAAAAUAAAACACAAAAAUUUAUUAAGUAAAAUAUUUAUCAAAAUUUUUUAAAUUGAAUUUUUAUAACAAAAAGAAUAAAAAUAAAACAAAAAAAUUUAUCAAGUAAAAUAUUUAUCAAAAUUUUUUAAAUUUAAUUUUUAUAACAAAAAAAAUAAAAAUAAAUUUACAAAAAAGAGAGGAAUAUUUAUUUAUCGAAAUUUUUAAAAUUGAAUUUUUCAAACAAAAAAAAAAUAAUAAAAAGAGAUUUACAAAAAAGAGGAAUAUAAUUAUAUUUAUCGAAAUUUUUAAAAUUGAAUUUUUCAAACAAAAAAAAAAUAAAAAUAGAUUUACAAAAAAGAAAAGGAAUUUCUCAGGUAAAAUAUUGAAAUAUUUUUCUAAAACAAAAAAAAUUUUUUUUAAAUUAUUAAAAUUUAAAUAAUUUAAUGUUAAUUAUUUAUUUUAAUAUAAAGGCGAAUAAAUUAUUGUUUCUUUAAUAGGAAUUAUUUUUAAUUAAUCGAGAAAAAAAAAUGUUCUUUCGUUUAUUGUUCCAACCUGUACAUAUAUAUUAUAAUUAUGAUAAGACUAGAAUUUAAAGGUGAUAAAGUAGAAUUUAUCUAUUAUUCCCUAUCAGCCAUUCCGUCCAUGAAAGGCCUUCGGAGCAAAAUCGAACGCAAGUAGUUCGAUUUGCAUAGGUCAGUUACGUUACACAUAAAAGUUUUUUUUUUUUCUUUUUAAGUAGUAGUAAACCAAAAAAAAAAAAAAAUGAAAAAUUAGAUGAGAUAAUAAAAACAUUCAAUGACUCAGUGCAACUUUGCUUGAAUUGUUAAAAAAAAGAGAAAAAAAAAUUUAUAGCGCACAAUUAAAAUGCCUCUUAAUCAAAAAAAAAAGCUCAACUCGUAUUCAACAGUAUUUCACGCAAUGGAAAAUUUGCAUUUUUAUAAAAAUUAUUCAUAUUUUUUCUAGUAAAAUAAAAAAAUACGCAAAUUUUCACGCUCAAAAUAGUUCAUACGAAGUAUUUGCUCAAAAUUCUACUCUUUUAGUUUUUAAAUUUUUUUCUCAAUUUCAAUUUUUCAAAUAAAUAAUUCAUAUUAAUUAAAUAAUAAUAAUUAUUUAUUUUGUAUUUUUUUUUAAAUGUUUGGCGUAUUAAAUAAAUAAUAAUUAAUAAUCAUUUUAAUUUUUACAAUUUAAAAAAAAAAAUUUUUUUAACAAUUCAAAAUAAAAGAAUAAAAAAGGGGCAAAGUCAAAAAUUUCAAAGUGCCUUUUCAAAAGUGCCCCCGCAACUUUUAGAUGUAACGUCAACUGGCCUUAGUUUUCUUUUAGAAUUAAUGCAUUUACAUCAUUCAUCAGUAUUUAUUGUAAAAAAAAAAAAAAAAAAAUUAAAUAAUCAUCGUACUUAAUCCGCACAUUUAAGAUUUUAUUUUUAAGUUUUUAAAUGUACAUUCGAACUCUAUAUAUUUAUAGUUAUUAUUAUUUUAUCAUUUUUAACAGCGAUUGGUUCUUAAAGGGACCAAGGUCUUCCAGAAUUGAGGAUAUUAUUAUUAUUAUUACUAUUUUUUGCCCCAUGUUGCUUUUUCUAGUAACUAGGAUAUUAUUUUAUAAUACCAGUGUGUAAAUAAUUAUUUUAUACUAUAGACAAGUGGCCUUAGAAAAAUGCUUCUUUUUUUAUUUUCAUUUCUAAAUUGAAAAAUUUUUUUUAAAUAUUUUUUUUAUUAUUUUUAAAUAAUCGAAUAAAA